Messenger RNA from Cyprinus carpio (common carp), 2983 nucleotides. Its product is annotated as transmembrane and coiled-coil domain protein 3-like. The transcript is spliced from 4 exons. The coding region runs from base 199 to 1638 and encodes 479 amino acids. The record is from RefSeq and is a predicted model, not a curated record. Gene Ontology annotation, cellular component: endomembrane system. Lineage: Eukaryota; Metazoa; Chordata; Actinopteri; Cypriniformes; Cyprinidae.
CUCACCAGAUAAAUGCGCUCGAGGGUUGAGUGACUGAGAGUGAGUGAAUGUGUGUGUCGCGCAGAUUACAAAGAGGAGUCCACGGACCGAGAGCGCGCGGCGGCGCCCCGCAACCCGCGACACAAUGUAGCAAACCGACACGCCGUGAUCUUCCACGAGAGUCUAGUUUGACCGGACCGGACCGAGGUGAACUGAACUAUGCCCAGCGCCGAAAGAACUUUACCUGAACUCGAGAGGAACUCUUUCUUUCACUGCGAAAUGGCGGAGAGAGGUGCUGAUGUGCACACCCUCAGCGUGCCAAUGGUCAUGCGUAGAGGAGGUUCAGAGACUUGUUUAGAUCUGGAUUCUAAUCUGGUGGUUCGGGACGGCCCACGAUCACGUACUGGUCUAAACACCCUGCAGCAGAAAGUGCUAAAAGUGAAAGAGCAGCUGAGAAUUGAGCAAAAUUUACAGGAUGAAAAUGUGGCUGAGUAUCUCAAACUCAUCAACAGCGCCGACAAGCAGCAGAGCGGCCGCAUCAAACAGGUGUUUGAGAAAAAGAACCAGAAAACGGCACACAAUAUCGCUCAGCUUCAGAAGAAGCUAGAGCAGUAUCAACGCAAGAUGAAGGAGUGUGACAUCUCAAAUUGGACCAAACACACCCCACCACACUCCAAAGAAAAUGAGAUGCUCAAAGACAACCUCAAGGACAGUGUGGUCACAGGAAGUGGGCACCACUCACAUUUGGACAAAGUCAAAACUAUCGGCCCGGGAGUUUCACUGUCACCACCAUUCUUCUUCAGCAAAUCCAAAGGGAUUGCAAACCUCAUUCGCAACAAAUUUGGGAGCGCGGACAACAUUGCACACCUGAAGAGCACUAUGGAGACAGGAAGUGGGCUACAGGCGGAAGGGGGAGCCCGAAAUCUGAGCGGCAGCGCCACCAUAACCCCUAAACCCAAAUACCCGAGUGAUGACGAGUGCUCCACAGAGACGUCAAUGUCCGUUGAGAGUAAUGGUCAUGUGACUGGAUCAGGUGUGGCAGGGUCUGGGAGAGAAGAAGGCCAAGGGGAAAACAGCAGCCGGCUGGUGGAAGCUUGGGAGGAGAUCAGGGAGUUGAGGGAAGCUCAGAAUCUACUGUCAGAAGACAUUGACACUCUGAAGACCCAGUUUAAAUGUGAAUUUGAGAGUAUUAUGCAAACACUACAAGAGGAGCGGUUCAGGUGUGAGCGGUUGGAAGAACAGCUGAAUGACCUCACAGAGCUACAUCAAAACGAGACCGGAAACCUUAAACUGGAGCUAGCCAGCAUUGAAGAGAAGAUGGCCUAUCAAGCUAAUGAACGAGCACGAGAUAUACAGGAUGCUUUAGAAGUUUGUCAGACGCGAGUGAGUAAGUUGGAGUUACAGCAACAGCAGCAGCAGGUCUUGCAGUUGGAAAGCGCCGAUGCCAAAGUGCUGCUGGGAAAAUGCAUCAACAUCAUGCUGGCCAUCGUCACCGUGAUCUUGGUGUGCGUCUCCACUGCUGCUAAGUUUUCCGCUCCACUGAUGCGGAGUCGUCUACACAUGUUUGGGACUUUCGUAUGUGCAUGUCUACUGCUGUAUAGCUGGAGCAACUGGGAGCAUUUGCAGUGUGCAAUAGAACGAAUGCUGCUGCCCAGAUGAGGGAUGUGACACAUGCAUGUUCAGUGAUGUUCUCUCAGAUAAAGUGCUCCUCCUGGGAUGUUCCCUUCAUAAUGUGACUGUCCCAAGACGACGGCUUUAACACUUUCUUUCUUUUCUUCUUCUUUUUUUUUUGGUCUGUUGUGUUUUUGUGUGUUUGUGAAAGAGUAUUCAUGAUGUACUGUAGCAGAAACGGAUCCAUCUCUGUGACUAUAUUGUGUUAUUUCAAAUAACUUUUGUUAGCUGUGUCUUAAAAGUAAAGGUUACACGUUUUAUGUGCUUUUUUAAGAGGCGAUGUGUGUAUAGUCUCACAAAAACACAUCUGGGUAAUAUUUCAUCCCAUAAUCAUAAGAACAAAAUAUUUUGCAUAAAGAACAUGAAGACUAAUUAGAGACCAUAGUUUUAUUAUUAUUAUUAUUAUUAUUUUGUACUGUGACAUUAUUGUCAUGAUUUUCUCUUGGGUGGUUUACUUUUGAGUAAUUAUUUUCAACUUUUUUUUUCUCAUUUUAAUAAUAAGAUUUUUAUUGCAGUAAUGAGAAUGUUUGGGAAAUGUUUAAUUAUAAUGUUAGAAUGCAAAAAAAGUUAACGGUCUUAAAAAAAUGCUUGAUUUUCUUCAUGCAGUAAAAUGUAUGCUUAUUUUUUUUAUUUUAAAUUUUGGGCGAAAUACAAACAAAUACGCACAUGUUUUAGACAUGCUUUGUGAGUUUUAUCCGUUUACUGUCUUCUAGCAUUAUUUGUACUAUUGAAAUGGCCUGAAGUUCUUUUCACUAGCACUUUAAACUCAGCGCCCAGGUUUAUGAGAUUCUGUGUGGGGCUUUUUUAAAAUUUUUAUUAUUAUUCUUUAGUCUGAGGAGUGGUGCACUAUACUGACCACAAAAGAUGGAAACACUGUCUUUUUGUUUGUUGUGUAAUAGAAAUGCCUUGGGAGUUAUAGAAACUAGAACAUGAGAAGGAAACAAAUGUCUCUGUCAAGUUUAUGUAACAUAUUCGGAACUGUUCCUCACGGAAGUAAGAAUUACUAUUUUUAUAUACAUUUUUAAUUUGCUUUGUUUAAUGAAUGAUUUAAUGAUUCCCACCUUGCAAAUUGAUUUCAGCAUGAUUACCACUGUCCGUUUGAGUGUGUGCCUGCCUGUGAUUUUGACUGAAGAUUGUAUAAGCCACAAAAUCUGAAUUUACCCAUCCACCCGAACUAAAAUGUGGUGUAUAAUUAGUUUUAGAGGCCUUUUACCUUUAAGCAUGGAGAAAGUGAUUUUAUUUUAUACAUGCUUCAGUGUCCAUGUGGUAGGAGACUGGUGUGGUCUUAAAUAUGGUCUAAACUUAAAAAUAAACGGCCUCAUUUUUACUGAAA